Molecule: messenger RNA, 3536 nt
Organism: Colossoma macropomum (tambaqui)
Lineage: Eukaryota; Metazoa; Chordata; Actinopteri; Characiformes; Serrasalmidae
Gene: mdfic
Product: MyoD family inhibitor domain containing
Exons: 5
Coding region: 314-1096 (260 amino acids)
Source: RefSeq, a predicted model, not a curated record
CUCGCGCAGCUGCAGCGGGACGGUGCUGUGAUACAGCAACACUGCUGCUGACUGGACUUACUUUUCUUUUUAAAGGAGUUUUUCAGCCGUUUUUCAGGAAAGUUGGUCUUUGUGCAUCUGCUGUCCGGCGCUGUGAGUGAAACUCGUAACGGGACGCGGUUUUGUUUGGAGGAAGGAUGGAGGGAAAUCACACUUGAAGUCUUCUGGAGAAGCUGACAUGUUUGAAAGAGUCGACGGCUGAGUGAAAAAGGAGGGAGGCUGUGUUUUCCCCUCUUCUCGGGUGUGUACAGUAUCUCAACAAGAAGACUGGCUCAUGUCCGCGGAGACAGACUUACCUCCGGAGGGGCCUGUAGGGCCGGAGAAGGAGCUGCCACAGGAGACGAGUCUGCUUCUGUCUAACAACCAAGGCACAUGUCAGAAUGAUGCCGAUGGGCUGUCCGACACCACAGAGGCGAAUAGACCUCCAUCUUCAAGAGGACACUCCACUGAUGAACAGGAGGACGUUUUGAGGGAAAACCACACUGAUGGCGACCUUGUAAAAACCCAACCUAAGCCACUGCCUCACCCAGCAGCGUGUCUACAGCAGCCCACUGAGGGAGACGCUGCCAGGCUGCACAAUGGCCUUCAUGCAGGGCUGAGUAAUGGUCACAGAAUGCCCCGUGGGGGCACACAGCCUGCAACUGCCGGCGCCGCUGCUUCUCCAUGUGAGUGCAGAAAACACCCAUCUCCUGUCUCUCAGCGCAUGCAGAACAAGCUCCGCUCCAGCCUGUCCGUCAACAGCGACAGCAGCAGAAGGAGCAAAGGCAGUUCCACGGGUUCACACAAACCUGGAUCCACUCCAGAGGACUGCUGUGUUCACUGCAUCCUGGCCUGCCUGUUCUGCGAGUUCCUCACUCUGUGCAACAUGGUGGUGGCUCAGGCAUCCUGCGGCACCUGCACCUCCGAGGUCUGCUGCUGCUGCUGCUGCGCAGAUGACCUAGGAGACGACUGCAACUGCCCCUGUGACAUGGACUGUGGCAUCAUGGAUGCUUGCUGCGAGUCAUCCGACUGCCUGGAGAUCUGUAUGGAGUGCUGCGGUAUCUGCUUCCCUACAUAAGGCCCCGAUCACCUAUUGCCAGAGCAGGCAUGGAGAGAAAAAGAGAGCCGGUAUAAGUGUCUGGAUGUGAAUUCAUGCAUACCUGUAUGUAUUUGUGUGUGUGUGUGUGUGUGUGUGUGUGUGUGUGUGUGUGUGUGUGUGUGUGUGUGUGUGUAUGUGCGUGCGUGCGUGUUAAUCCACUCUCUCCAGUGAAAAACGAGUCUCUGGCCUCAACACGCUGGUCAAAGCAGAUGCUUUCCAAAGUAAAAAGGACAAAAUACAUAUUCAUGUAGAGGAAAAUGUAAAAGACAUUUAUUGUUCUGUGUUGUCAUGACUGUCAAAUAUGCUAUUAACUCUUUUACUUUGAAAAAUAUUAUUGGAGAGUCUGUCCUUUAACUAUCAUUUUGUGUAGAUAUUACUUGCGUAAUUUCAGCCUUUUUGCAGAGGUCUUUAUGUCUUACUCAAUCUAGAUUUUAAAAGUGAUUUGCGGAAUGCAGAUGUUUAAAGUAUACGAGAACAGGCUUCAUGUUACUUUGGUCUGCUCUGAACAACACUGUAAUUUCCACAGAGACAUUGCUCUUUCACACUGUCAGAUGUUAAGGCUUUGUGGGUGUUAUAUGGGAGUCUUAUUUUGGACUUCUUUUUUUAAAAACUGACAGCCUCUUUGGUAAGGCUUUCUUUAAGCAUUGUCUACUGUAGUUUGCUUUAUUACAGGUCCAUAAAGCCAUAAAGUAACCUUUCCAUAAAAUUGAAGAUUGAAAAUUGAGGUUGUGACAACCAAAAGAUCAUCUAGGUCCUUCAGCAAGAUCAUUCAGCUCUGGUCCUGGAGAUCUGGUGUCCAGUCAAGUUUAGUGAUUUUCCUGCUCACACGGCAAUCUGGAAAAUCACAAAACUGUGCUGGACACCAGCCUUCCAGGACCGGAGUUAAAUUCCCCUGUCCUACAGAAUGUUGUAUUUGGGUGCAAUCCGUUUGUUCAAGUUUAACAAGACCUACUCCCAUUAACAUUCCAUUCAUCUCUCUGAAACAUUACAUUUAUUACUGUAUUUUCUUCUUCUUUGUUAGACAGACCCUUGAAUUUUCUUACACACUGUCUUUAUUUUAAUUACUAUAUAAGCUUGCCUGUUUAACCUCUGUUGAUGUAACACCAAAGCACCUUCUUGUCUUCCCUAAAGUGCAUAUACUGGAUUUAUUAUUCCAAAAAAAAAAAGCCUUGAACAAGCAUUUGAGGUUUUACUAGUCUAGAUUAAAUAAUAUAAACAAGUUGUGAUGCUGAUAAACACUUUAUGCUUUUUAUAUGGAUACUUUUGGUACGGCAUUUGUGUUUGUGAAACUUUCUGACUCAUCUCUGCCAUGUUUAUACGAAUACUUGCUAAACUGCACUCCUCGCUGAGGGAUAAGAUUGGAAUUAGAACGUGACAACUUUAUUUGACCUCAAGCUUCUCAGAGCUCAAUUACAACUCAACUAAACUGUCCUGUUUCAGCUCUGAGCCAAUGCAGGGUAAAACUCAGUGGUUGUUUGGACCAGAUGCCAAUUUGGUAACCAUUUUGUAUUCUUUGGAUACUUUUUGUAAUCUGGUGCUUAUUGUAUAGUCCUUUCAGUUUACUGUAUCAUUAGUAACCCUAAUAGUUCACAGUUUAUUACGCACUUGAAAAGAUACAACACCUCUGCUAGGAUUUUCAAAAAGACAUCAAAUAUAGCAAUUCUGACAAACAAAAAAUGUUACUCAAACUGGAUGCAAGUGCCAUAAACAUGAAGAUUUGCAAGAAAUGUGAAUAAUACUUUUCUUAGCUUCUGCAUAUUUAUCCUUUGGCCUUUUGUACUCUUUGCACAAGCUGGACUCAGUUUUCUGAUAGUGUCAAUGUUAAAAUCAUUCACUUUAUUGAAGUGUAUUAAAGUGAUAUUUGACAGUAUUUCACAGUAAUUUUUGUGCUGCAACACUUUCAGAAACACACUGUCCUCUUUCUGUUCAUCCUUACUAAGACUUUUUUUUUAACUUGUUGGAAUAUAUGAGGCUUUGCUUUCUGUUUUUUUUUUCAGAAUAAACCAAUAUAUGUGAAACCAAACCCUCUGUACUUGCUGGUUAUGAAAAAAAUAUUUAUUGAACUAUUUUAUUUCAAGAAAGUACAUAUAAUUGAAAUGUAUGAAGCUGUGAAUUUGGUAUCUUGGAGGGAUGGCAUUACUUAUGAAAGCCUAAAGUGUGGAUUUGGGAUUUUGAGAUUAGUGUAGAUGGGUAUACACUGUAAGAUUCAGGUAUAAUACACGGCUGUAACAUGUUUUAGAGAGUCUGACCAAAAUGAAAAUAGUGUGACUUAUAUUGAUUUUAUGGAGCUAAACAUUCUGACAUUAAUAGCUGGAAGAAUUGAAAUGCUUAAAAAUUAAGCAUCCUCAUGUAGUUGCAGGUAAACAGUGCUUUACAGAAUAUUGUCAAGUAUCAAAUGACUCAAUUCUCAGUUGUUAGC